CCUCUCCCUAACCACCAAGUGCGUCCACUUGAUCCCGCGGACCUGCUCGCAGAACUCAGGAGGCGAGGACCACCGACGACAAAAAGCCGGAGACAGGAACAGAGAGGCAUGCUGAGGAACUCCACGCACAGAAGCAUGCAGGCGGCGGGAGAGGAGGCGAGGUUUCGCGCGGUGGCGCGGGAAAGACGACACCUUGCCCUGUGCAUCAACAACCAGGAGGAAGUGAAGAGGUUCCAUCGCUACUGCAAUCACAGCGGAGGACAAGCAGCUCCUAAGGUGGACAGCCACCCCCAAAGGAGCGAGGUAGAGCCUGACAACAGGUCUCACCGCCGUGGGCAUCAACAUCAACAACAACAACAACAACAGCAGCAGCAGCAACUGGAGAUCAAGGCUAUUGUUAUCCAGCGUGCCUGGCGUGCCAGCGUGUGGCGCAGGGGGGGCUGGCAGGACCGUGACAAGACCGGAACGCAGGAGAGUCCAGACGACCCCGAGAAGACCACCAACCUUUUCCCGGAGCAGCUCCACAGCCUCCAUAGUGGCUUCAAGCACGUCAACGAUGGAAGCUACCAGCAACAGAUUGAUGACAUAAUGGUGGACCUGGACAACAACAUCACCACCAUGAGCGUGCCGCCUUUCGAGAACAAGGUGUUGAUCAUCCAGCGGGCCUGGCGCGACUUCCUCCAGAAGCAGGAAGCGGAGAAGAGAAGCCCUUCUCCGUCUUCCUUUUCUUCUUCAGACAAGAUGAGCAUGUCCAUCAGCAUGGCCACCCUCUCCGACGGCAGCACCCCGGAUUACCGGGAGGAUGGCAUGGACUUGGGGAGCGAUGCGUCCAGCCGCUCCAGCUCAGAGUCCAACUCCAACAAGGUUACCCCCUGCUCUCCUUCUCCUGACCUGGCCACGCUAGAUGGCUACAAAUCAUCCCCUUCUCUGGACCUUGUCACCUUAGAGGACUAUGAGGAGGACGAGGACUACCAAGAGUACAAGAAGAAGGUGAUAGAGGAGUGGGAGAGUGAGUACGGAGACGACUGCGCCUCCCCGCAGCCUCCUGGUCAGGAGGAAAGCGGAGGAGGCGUCACAGGACCCGUGGAGGUCUACAGGAAGAACAGCCGCAGCCUUGCCGAAGAAUUACAGGAUGCGAAGACCAUCCUUCCCAUCCCGACCCCCAGCAGGCGCACUAGCAGCUCCAUCGCCGGCGUCCCAGAGGAACUUAAACAAAACGGAAACGUAAUUUUGCCCCGCAGCAACCAGCUCCACUCCCCUGGUACACCGCAGGGGGGGCUCACAGGGGCUACCAACCGCAGACACCUCAGUCAAGGCAGGGGGAACCGAAGCACGGGCGGCGCAGGACACAGUGCCGGGAUUGUAGGAUGUAUGGGAGGUUACCGAGAGGACGACGGCGUCGAGGAAGAGACUCUGCCUACCAUGGACUGGGCCGCGCUGGAGAGGCACCUGGCGGGGCUGCAAUGCCGAGAACAGGAGAACCAGAACCUCAAUCACAACCAGAACCACAACGUGGGCAAGACCAGCUACACCUCGGCCCAGAAAAAUGAGAGAGAGUCCAUCCGGCAGAAGUUGGCCCUGGGCAGUUUCUUUGACGAUGGACCGGGCAUCUACACCAGCUGCAGCAAGAGCGGCAAACCCAGUCUGUCGUCACGGCUGCAGAGCGGCAUGAACCUGCAGAUCUGCUUCGUCAACGACAGCGGCAGCGACAAGGACAGCGAUGCGGACGACAGCAAGACUGAGACCAGCCUGGACACGCCUCUGUCCCCCAUGUCCAAGCAGAGUUCGUCCUACUCGGACAGGGACACCACGGAGGAGGACUCCGAGUCCCUGGAGGACAUGGACUUCUUGAGUCGACAGAAGAAGCUGCAGGCGGAGGCCAAGCUGGCGCUGGCCAUGGCGAAACCCAUGGCCAAGAUGCAGGUGGAGGUGGAGAAACAGAAUCGCAAAAAGUCGCCGGUGGUCGAUCUGCUUCCACACAUGCCUCACAUCAGUGAAUGUCUGAUGAAAAGAAGUCUGAAGCCCAACGACCUGAGGGACAUGACCUUGGGACAGCUGCAGGUUAUAGUCAACGAUCUGCACUCCCAGAUUGAGAGUCUGAACGAGGAGUUAGUACAGCUGCUGGUGGUCCGAGAUGAGCUCCACAUGGAGCAAGACGCCAUGCUGGUCGACAUUGAAGACCUCACCAGGCAUGCUGAGAGCCAGCAGAAACAUUUGGCCGAGAGGACCCUAUCCAAAUAAGACGCUUCCCAGUUCCCGCUCGCUCCGUCCCACCUCCCUCUCCCCGCCACCUGAACCAAACAAAGCCCCUCACCAAACCAUUCCAUACUGAUCCAAAUCUACUCGCUUGUCUACCCGCCCUCCUGCCCAGCAGGGGUCCAUCUCUCACCCUGCUUGCGUCCCAAGGAUGGCGGAGUGCUUCCGAAAUGCUCCCCGGGAUGAUGAGAGGAACCAGAUAGUGUUUUCUGUCCCGGCUUUCUGUGCAGUGAUCGGCCUUGCUUUGCUCUCCUUUUUUUACUUUCUACAUUCGCCACUAAAUUAUUACUGUCAAAUGCAAAAAAAAAAAAAAAAAAAAGUCGUCAUAGUGAAAACUUUAGUCGAAAGUCAGUCUUAAGAAGAAAACAAAACAAAAAAAAAAAAGAAGAAACAACACUGUAUUUAAAAGAAAAAAAUAUGAUGGCUAAUUCUCUUCCAAGCAUUUUAAGUUGGAUUGUAAAGUAUUCCAAGCUGUUUUUAUUCUGCACAAAUGGUAGUUUUCAACUGAGAAAUGUUUAUUUGAAGGUGCUAAAAGAGUGUAAAGGAAACAUGCCUGCCUUGUAGUGGAGUCCUAGCUUUUCUUCAAAAUACGUUCACUCCAAUUGCUCUUCGCCAUUUGUCAAUGUUGAUUUUUUUUUUUCUGACAUUCGAAGAAGAAGAAGAAGAAGAAACGCUGUGUCCAUAUUGUUUUCAUCCGACUGUAUUCAGAAAAUCUUUAUUUGCGGGGAGUAAAAAUGUUUAUGUACAGAUAUGUAAAAUAAAGAAUAAACUUUGUUUCAUAUAC
Molecule: messenger RNA, 3040 nt
Organism: Nerophis ophidion (straightnose pipefish)
Lineage: Eukaryota; Metazoa; Chordata; Actinopteri; Syngnathiformes; Syngnathidae
Gene: schip1
Product: schwannomin interacting protein 1
Exons: 15
Coding region: 109-2241 (710 amino acids)
Biological process (GO): positive regulation of hippo signaling
Cellular component (GO): plasma membrane; cell junction
Source: RefSeq, a predicted model, not a curated record